AUGGACAAGUUGUCCCUAACCGAAACAUGGCGGCCCGACCCGGCCGCGUCCUUCUUCCGCCCGCCGGAAACCCCGAGAGAACCGAUGGAGUUCCUCUCCCGCUCCUGGAGCCUCUCCGCCUCCGAGGUCUCCAAGGCUCUGGCCCCACCACCGCCUCCCCACCACCACCACCACCAAUUGCUCUUCUCCAAGCCCGCCAACGCCGCCAUUCAGGAGGACAUCACCGCCGAGCUCGACGACGGCGCCGCCGUCUUCUCCGGCAACCCUUUCUCCUUUGCUUCCUCCGAGACUUCUCAGAUGGUGAUGGACCGUAUCUUAUCCCACUCGCAAGAGGUCUCUCCAAGAACUUCCGGCAGGCUUUCACACAGCAGCGGCCCACUCAACGGUUCACUCACCGACAGCCCGCCAGUUUCUCCGUCGGAGAUGGAGGACGUGAAGAACUGCCGGGCCGGUAACAACAACAACCACCACCUCCACUUCACCAUUCCCCAUUUUCGUACGCCCUCCGGCACGCCAGGCGGCGGCGGAGGAGCGAUGAUGGGAGGCCCCGGCGGUGGCGGAGGGAGGACGGUGGGUAGGUGGUUGAAGGAUCGGAAGGAGAAGAAGAAGGAAGAGACGAGGGCGCAUAACGCCCAGGUCCACGCCGCGAUCACCGUUGCGGGAGUCGCCGCUGCCGUCGCGGCGAUCGCUGCCGCCACGGCGGCGUCUUCCGGGGCGGGGAAGGACGAGCAGCACGCGAAGACCGACAUGGCGGUGGCUUCCGCGGCGACGCUGGUGGCCGCGCAGUGCGUGGAGGCGGCGGAGGCCAUGGGGGCCGAGCGCGAGCAUCUUGCCGCCGUCGUCAGCUCCGCCGUGAACGUUAGGUCGGCCGGGGAUAUCAUGACCUUGACCGCCGCAGCUGCCACGUCUCUGCGUGGCGCGGCGACAUUAAAGGCGAGGGCAUUGAAGGAAGUGUGGAACAUUGCGGCGGUGAUCCCGGUGGAGAGAGGGAUCGGAGGCGGUGGUCCGGCGGCUGGUAACGGUAGCAAUGGAAGUUCUAGCGGGGAGCUUGUUCCUGAAGAGAAUUUUCUGGGGAUUUGCAGCAGAGAAUUGUUAGCCAGAGGCUGUGAUCUCCUGAAGCGAACCCGCAAAGGCGACCUGCACUGGAAGGUUGUAUCCGUCUACAUCAACAGGACGAAUCAGGUUAUGUUGAAGAUGAAGAGCAGACAUGUUGCUGGGACCAUAACCAAAAAGAAAAAGAACAUUGUGUUGGAGGUGAUCAAGGAUGUCCCGGCCUGGCCAGGCCGGCAUUUGCUGGAGGGUGGAGAGAACCGGCGAUACUUUGGGCUGAAGACAGUGCUACGAGGCGAGGUGGAGUUCGAGUGCAUGAGUCAGAAGGAGUACGAUCUCUGGACGCAGGGGGUGUCGAGACUUCUGGCAAUUGCAGCUGAAAAGAGAGGGGUGUCCAGGCAUAGGAUUUGA
Linum trigynum is the source of this 1461-nucleotide messenger RNA. The record is from the annotation of a GenBank genome assembly. Lineage: Eukaryota; Viridiplantae; Streptophyta; Magnoliopsida; Malpighiales; Linaceae.